Sardina pilchardus (European sardine) is the source of this 5367-nucleotide messenger RNA. RefSeq names its product oxysterol binding protein-like 10b (gene osbpl10b). The transcript has 12 exons. The coding region runs from base 140 to 2671 and encodes 843 amino acids. Lineage: Eukaryota; Metazoa; Chordata; Actinopteri; Clupeiformes; Clupeidae. Gene Ontology annotation, molecular function: cholesterol binding. Gene Ontology annotation, cellular component: membrane; cytosol; intracellular membrane-bounded organelle. The record is from RefSeq and is a predicted model, not a curated record.
AAUCCCGCGCGCUCAUAUGACAGUCUUCAGAAAAUACUGAUACAGCUUUGCGGUCUUGAAGUUGAUCGAAUUGCAUAGCCUGUUUCUCCAGAUUUUUUUUUAACACUGAUGUUUUUGCUUUGAAAUAUAUUUAAAAACCAUGGCGUUCAGUAGAUCGCAUCCCUCAUCUCCAGCAAAUAAAGCGAAAUUACCUUUUGAACGUGUGGAUACCGCAAGGAAGCUGGAGAGAGGAGGCUCGCAGGGUCCAGGCUCGGCCGGAGUGAGGGCUGCUGCACCGGCGGACAGCUGCGACUCGUCCCAGCGUACGCGGCACCUGGAGGGGGUCUUGAGUAAAUACACGAAUUUGCUACAAGGCUGGCAGAACAGGUACUUUGUGCUGGACGCGGAGCAGGGGCAGCUGGACUACUUUGUGAAUGAGCAGAGCCAGAGCCAGAAGCCCCGCGGCUCCCUGCCCCUCUCCGGGGCAUCAGUGGUGCCUCAUGACGAGCUGCCCCACAUGUUCCUCAUCUACGCUACCAACGGAGAGAUCUUCAAGCUCAGAGCGUCUGAUGCGCGUGAGCAGCAGCUGUGGAUGACCCAACUCCAGCUCUGUACACGGCAACACUUAGAUGGCAGUGCCAAGGGCAUCACCGCCGCCACCUCCACCUCCUCCUCUUCCUCCUCCUCAUCAUCCUCCAACGCCGCCCCGGGCUGGACACGCGGCUCCCCCCACCCUCCAGCAUCAGCAGCACCUCCUCCUCCUCCUCCUCCUCCUACUCCUCAAGCCACCUCCAUCACCACCACCACCACCACCACCACCACCACCACCGCCACCUCCUCCUCUCCACCCAGUGCCCAGCAGAAACCACUCCUCUACGGGGUGCCCGCCUCCAUCUUCUCCUUCACCCACCACAAGUGCCCCACCUCCAUCGGCCACCGGGCCAAGAGCCAGAACUUGGACCCCGGACAGCUCCAGGAGGUCAAAGAGGUGAUGUCCAAGGCGGAGGACCAGCAGAAGAACCUGGUCCACAACAUCGAGUCUCUGCCCAGCCGCGGGCCCAUGUCCGCGCUGGACCAGGACUUCCUGCUGCUGAAGGCCACCUCGGCGGCCACGCUCAGCUGCCUGGGGGAGUGCCUCAACAUCCUGCAGCACAACGUCUCGCAGGCCGCCCAGCACCUGGCCCACAACCAGGCGCCCAGCCACAACCACAACCACAACCAGAACCAGAAUCAAAACCAGAACCAGAACCAAAACCAGAACCAGAACCAGAGCCAGCCCGCAGACGGUGUGUCUGGGUGGAGUGGCGGCAAGCCGGCCCCCGCCGAUCAGAAGCGAAGCAGCGGCCUGACAACGCUCUCCUCUCCUGGCAGAACCCACCUCCGCUCCCCCUCCCCCCGCAACAAGGAGCCACUGCAGACCUCCGAGCAGCACCCAAGCCCUGAGGCGGUGGACCCCAGCGAGGAGACCACAGACACGGAGGACAAUGAAGAGGAGGACCUGGGCGUCCUGGACGACCAGCGGAGCAUCAUCCUCCACCUGCUGUCCCAACUCAAGCUGGGCAUGGACCUCACCAGGGUGGUGCUGCCAACCUUCAUCCUGGAGAAGCGCUCGCUGCUGGAGAUGUACGCCAACUUCAUGGCGCACCCGGACCUGUUCCUGGCCGUGGGCGCGGGCACCUCGCCGGAGGAGCGCAUGGUGCGCUUCGUGGAGUACUACCUGACCUCCUUCCACGAGGGCCGCAAGGGCGCCGUGGCCAAGAAGCCCUACAACCCCGUGCUGGGCGAGAGCUUCCGCUGCACCUGGGACGUGCCGCGCGAGCGCGUCCGACCCCUCAGGACCAACAACACCGCCACCAACGCGCCCUCGGCCGCCGGUCAGCCGACAAGCGUGGCCUCGGGGGGGCCGGGCGGCGAGGCGGGGCGGGGGGGCGCGGGGGACGCGUCGGCGGCGGGGGAGGGGGACCGGCUGCGGCUGCGCUUCGUGGCCGAGCAGGUGUCGCACCACCCGCCGGUGUCGGGGUUCUACUGCGAGUGCAAGGAGCGCCGGAUGUGUGUGAACGCGCACGUGUGGACCAAGAGCAAGUUCAUGGGGAUGUCCGUCGGCGUGUCCAUGGUGGGAGAAGGAGCGCUGCACCUGAUGGAGCACGAUGAGGUGUACGUGUUCACGCUGCCCUCGGCCUACGCCCGCUCCAUCCUCACUGUGCCUUGGGUGGAGCUGGGAGGCAAGGUGUCCAUCACCUGUGCCAAGAGUGGAUACUCCGCUGCCGUCACUUUUCACACAAAGCCCUUCUACGGAGGCAAAGUACACAGGGUGACGGCCGAGGUCAAGCACAACUCCACCGGCACCAUCGUCUGCAAGGCACAGGGGGAGUGGAACGGAACCCUGGAGUUCACCUAUAGCAGCGGAGAGACCAAAGUGAUUGACACCGGCAAGCUGCCAGUCAUCAAGAAAAAGAUCCGGCCCACGGAGAAGCAAGGCCCGUAUGAGUCGAGGCGGCUGUGGCAGCACGUGACGUCGGCGCUGAAGUCGGGGAACAUGGACGUGGCGACGGAACACAAGCACCGGCUGGAGGAGCGCCAGCGGAGCGAGGAGCGCCAGAGAGCGGCCACCAACACGCCCUGGAAGCCCAAGUACUUCAGCAAAGAGGGAGGUGGCUGGGUGUAUCACAACCCACUGUGGAAGGCUCACUGACAGGGACCACGGGCAGACGCCAAACUCCAGCUGUCAAUCAAUCACGUAGCCCGGCCCACACAGGGGGUGUGGCUCUACAGAGGGAGGGCUGGCCAACCAGAGAGGAGAGGAGACCUAGACACGCGCGCAUCACAAAGGGACGCAAGCAGGACGGCCACCCAACUCCCCCAUAAACUCACCUGUGUAGCUCCAAGUGACUAGUGCCAAACAAGUAGCCUCAACCAACACCAACGAGCAGGGAGCUCCAAUAUCCAGUAUACGCAUUAGCCUGGUGUAGACCUUCCUGGAACACAUUUGCCGAGGACAAGGAACACAUAACAUUGUAGGGUGCAAAUGGCAGGAAUAUAUUUACAAGAUGUUUUUUUGAAUAGCAGUAUUGUAUUUUUGUUUUCCACCAGGCGUUUGUAAGAGGGUCGGCCAUGUUGAAUGUCACCUCAUACCCCAAUGCUGUCCAGUGUUAUAUAAGCCAUGUUUACUGGUCGUAUUUUAAACUUAAAGUGUGAUAGAAGGGGGAAAUUAAGGAUAACUUGAAAUGUGGGGAUCUCUUUUAUAUUUGUUCGUACAAAUCAUACAACCCUAAAAAAAAAAAACAUGCAGUCACUGUUGUCAUCUCUGGACGGGCAGACCGGUCUGGACUGGCUAUUCUCAGGAGGGCUGGUGAUCCAAGACACAGGCGGGGCCGGGGCCUCACACACACACGUUCACUACGCUGUGGAUGCAGCCUUGCUGUGGUGGUCAGGCAGACGUGGACGUGGGCAAAGUUAGGGCUGAGAAAAGUACUGUGUGUUUUUCUGUUUCGCCCACGCACGCACAGAGUCCUCCGUUUCCCAAUCCCCCAGCUUCAACAGCUAAUUAGCGCAUCCAGAUGUUUGACAUCACAUAGGCGCCAACUCCUUAGGUGCUCGAGGGCACACACACAUACACAUACACAUACACACACACAGAGAGAGAGAGAGAGAGAGUGAGAAAGAGAAAGAGAGGUUCUGAUGAGCAAGAACAAUUCAAUCAGAUGGUCAAAAGAAAACCCCUAUUACAGAGGAACCUCCCUUCAGUGAAUGGAAGUGCUCUCCUCUGAUGAAGAGUAACCACAAGCCACAUCUCUGGUCCUGUGGGCGAAAGCAUGAGAGAAGCCAGUGGAGACAGCAGAGAGGUGAACAAGGUGCUCCACUGAAACGGUGCCAGCGCAACAUAUGCCAUCUUGAAAUGGUCAUACGGUCAACCAGGGCCUGGCCACCAAAGUACCCAAACUCAAUUAGCCGCCUCCUAAUCCUAUAAGGGGGGACUCCACGCAUGUUGUUACUGUGAUGGAGAGUUGAACAAGAGACCAAGGAGGAGAAGAAACAGGAAGCAGGACAGAUUCAGUACCGUAAUUUCCCGACUAUUAGCUACGGCUUAUACAUUGAUUUUGCAACAAUUCUUCCGCUAUGAGGUUGAUACACGAGGACAGUUAAUAUGGUAUUAAUAUGGUUUGGUUUCUUUUAACUUGCAUAAAACACUGUCCUGCAGCUUAUACCCAAUGCGGCUUAUACACGGGAAAUUACUGUAUUAGUCCUCUGUUCCUGUAUUCGAAAGAUGCUGUUUCACUAACUUUCCAUAUUCAUGUGCAAAACAAAGCUUCAGAAGAUGUUUGAGGGCUUGAGGAGGACACUUAUAGAAGAUUGACUGGGAAUUGUGGCCAAUUACUGAGGGAUCACAAGUAAUCCCUGCACAUGCUACUUAAAGCUCAGACUGGUUUAAUCUCAUCUCAAUUCAUAAACUCUCUCUCUCUCUCUUUCUCUACAUGCCACAUUCCCAGAAAUAGUCUUUAAAUUGUGUUUAUACGGAAUGAAUACCAUUGCUGUUUGAUGUUCACGGGACCGGUUCUCUCCUUUUUCGUAAAAAGAGUACAGACAUGAAAACUCCCGAGUGCAGCGUGACAACACACGCAUUCACAGGGAUACUCAGUCCAAGGCUCUGUGGCCAUUUGGAUCUGUCUGCAGCCAAAAAAAGAAGUCCCUGGAAUCCUCUGAGGCUACAGCAUGUGUGGGCCGGUCUUUGUAAUGGCUGACCUGCUUGCCGUCUACCAUUCUCCAAUUUAGCUGAAGGAUUAUCUCAUGGUCUGUGCUUUCAGUUUUGUUAGAAACAUCUUCCCCCCCCCCCUUAAUUGACAAAAGAUCACAAACAAUGUAUAUGGAAACAGAAUGCAAACUAAAUGACCCAGUGCCAGUGAUAAAAUAUGGUUUUAACGACAUCUACUUUUAUUGCUUUAUUUUGUGGAUUAGUAACUGAUAUUCACUGUGGACAUGAUCUUGGCUCCGUAACACUUUGUGAAAAGUUGGAGCACACUAAGUUAAUGUGCAGCCUUACUGAGACAGAGACGCACUUUUGCACGGUGUGAAGACAGACAGAGGCUCAGAGCUGAAGGGAAAUGUUGGAUAUCGCAUACACUCACUCCUCCUGUAACUCGUGUUCCAGUAGGAUUGAUUAACUGAAUGUGUGUGAGUGUGUGUGUGUGUGUGUUUGACCUGAAUGAGAAGCAUAGUUACACAAUGUACCGUAUACAGAGCUUUGACCAAACGCACUCUGCCACUGUAGAACCUAUGCAAAUCACAUUCACUUUUUCAGAUCAUCGGCAGUCAUCUUCGGCAAAUGAUGCCAUGUGAAGGAGAAGGUUAAGUUGUGUAUUUGUUUAAAUAAAGAUCCCACGGCGAUCAUAA